UUACUUAUUUCGGGGUGGGAUGAAACGGGCGGUACUGUGUGUCAUUUGAAUGGUAAGCCAAGAAGGAAGGUGGGUAAGAACUGUUCUGAUGAGAAGAAGAAGAGGAUUUAUGCAACUGGAUCUGGCGCGAAUCAGGCUGUUUGUUUUCUGGAAUAUAAGUUGGAUUAUAAUUGAGAUUCCAGCAAUGGAAGCUGCAAAGCUGGCGAAAUCUGCAAUCUGCUAUGCUGCAUUUGGAGCUUAUGAAUGUGGCGAUUUUGUUAGUGUUUUCCUGAUAAAUGAGGAUGGAUGGAAGACGCUCAUUUCUGGGGAUGAUAUGGAAGAGCGGCAAUUGGAGAAUAUCGAAAUGUUGAGAAGACAAUAUGAUCGCCCAAUCGUGGUUCGCAUUCCUCGGCAGGGGGAAGAUGAAUAAUCUCUACCCCUUACCAUGUCACAAACAUUAAUGAUCACGAUGUAGUUUGUUUUUAAUUUGGCUGUUGAUGAUUUUGAUAUCUAGCGUUCUUUCAAAAGUUUUAGGACAUUGUUUCCUACAAAGCA
Molecule: messenger RNA, 534 nt
Organism: Oldenlandia corymbosa var. corymbosa
Lineage: Eukaryota; Viridiplantae; Streptophyta; Magnoliopsida; Gentianales; Rubiaceae
Source: the annotation of a GenBank genome assembly